Zootermopsis nevadensis is the source of this 352-nucleotide messenger RNA. NCBI's taxonomy places the organism in Eukaryota, Metazoa, Arthropoda, Insecta, Blattodea, Termopsidae. The record is from RefSeq and is a predicted model, not a curated record.
GGUCAAACUGCCUCCAUCAUCAGGGCGCUGCGUUGCCAUGGAGAGUAGCCGUUCACCUGCGCAGCGCACCAGGGGCGGAGCGGCGCUUAUGAAGAGCGUGUCUCUGUUCGUGACGAGUGGACGCAAAGCGUCGGCAGCUGCAGCCUGGAAAAGAAGGGUGAGCCAGCGUCAGGACGGCGGCGAGAGGAUGGCCGAGGAAAAACUGGAGAGAAACACACAUUUUACCAGGCAAGAGAUUGAAGCUCUGGUGCGCGUGUACCAGAAGCUUGUGGUGAGGAACGGAAGCCCGGCCGUCGGACAAACAUCUCCCACGGCUGCCCACGAGGUAGGUACAUAUACGAGGUCGCCGUAA